CAAUAAAACAUGGGAAAAUUAUAAUGGAGCAAUUGAUAUUUCUCCAAACGCCAUUUUUGAACCAUCUACACUUAAUGAUCUUCAAGAUAUUGUAAAAUUAGCAAGGAAAAAUAAUAAAACUAUUAGAUGUGCUGCCCAAGGGCAUACGGUCAAUAACAAACAUGGCUGGACUGUUACCGCUGAAGCAGGCACAUUAUUAGCUGAUCUUGAUCAAGCUCUUCGAAGUCACAAACCACCAUUAACUCUUGAUUCUGAGACUGUAUUAAAUUCAUUUCAAGUAUCUGGCGUUAUAGCAGUAGGAGCACAUGGUGCAAAAACCAGUUCAGAAUGGCUUACUCCACAAACCAUUAAAAAUCUUUUAAAAUCUUUUGAUGGUAUUGAACUAUUUUAUUGGCUAUUUAAUGGAUUCAAUCAGAGUGACCUGAAUCCUCUUGAUCCUAAUAGAGAUCUAAUUUGGGUUAAAAAUUGUCUCAUACAAACUCCUGAGGCAACACCGAACAUUACCACUACAAUUUGGGAGACUUUUAUUAGUGGUGAUAAUAGUAGUCUUGUACUUGAGGCGCCUGAUGCUUUCCAUUAUAUACCUGCCGUAGAAAGUGUCAAAUUUGAUCUAUUUGAAUUUGGAUUUAAGGUUGAUCCAGAUUUUUCCAAUCUCGUUGCCGAAUUUUUAUUUGCAAUUCAAACAUUAUAUGAAUUCGCAGCAAACGGAGAAUUUCCAGUAAAUUAUAUUGUAGAUUUUAGAAUUAUAAAAUCAACCAAGGCCUUACUAUCUACUACUUACGAUGAUGAUUCAGAAGCAUUGUAUUGUCAAGUGGGCUUUGAAACAGCCUAUAAAACUCCUAGCUAG
Molecule: messenger RNA, 847 nt
Organism: Dentiscutata erythropus
Lineage: Eukaryota; Fungi; Glomeromycota; Glomeromycetes; Diversisporales; Gigasporaceae
Source: the annotation of a GenBank genome assembly